Messenger RNA from Microtus oregoni (creeping vole), 1217 nucleotides. RefSeq names its product pyruvate dehydrogenase (acetyl-transferring) kinase isozyme 3, mitochondrial-like. Gene Ontology annotation, cellular component: mitochondrion. Gene Ontology annotation, molecular function: pyruvate dehydrogenase (acetyl-transferring) kinase activity. Gene Ontology annotation, biological process: regulation of glucose metabolic process; protein phosphorylation. The transcript is spliced from 11 exons. Lineage: Eukaryota; Metazoa; Chordata; Mammalia; Rodentia; Cricetidae. Bases 21 to 1217 code for a protein of 398 amino acids. The record is from RefSeq and is a predicted model, not a curated record.
AGCAGCCAUUCGCUGGAGACAUGGCCACACCCGGACAGAUAAAGGACAAUAGGAUGAUAGUUCGGCAGGCACGUUCCCAGAGAAGUGUAAUAAAGGUAACAGGUAGAGAUAAUGCAUGUGAAAAAACUUCAUAUAUGUUUCUGCGUAAGGAGCUUCCUGUUCGACUGGCUAACACAAUGAGAGAGGUUAACCUUUUGCCGGAUAACUUGUUGAACCGCCCUUCAGUGGGAUUAGUUCAGAGUUGGUACAUGCAGAGCUUCCUUGAACUUUUAGAAUAUGAAAACAAGAGCCCAGAAGACCCACGGGUUUUAGAUAACUUUCUCCAUGUUUUGAUUAACAUCAGAAACAGACACAAUGAUGUUGUUCCUACCAUGGCCCAAGGCGUGAUUGAGUACAAGGAAAAGUUCGGUUUUGAUCCAUUUAUUAGCAGUAACAUCCAAUAUUUCCUGGAUCGUUUUUAUACCAACCGAAUUUCUUUCCGCAUGCUUAUUAACCAACACACACUUCUGUUUGGCGGUGACACUAAUCCUGCUCAUCCUAAACACAUAGGGAGUAUUGAUCCCACCUGUAAUGUCGCUGAUGUGGUGAAAGAUGCGUAUGAAACAGCAAAGCUGCUCUGUGAACAGUAUUACCUGGUUGCUCCAGAGCUGGAAGUAGAAGAAUUCAAUGCCAAAGCACCAAACAAACCCAUUCAGGUAGUUUAUGUGCCCUCACAUCUGUUCCACAUGCUGUUUGAGCUGUUCAAGAACUCAAUGAGAGCAACAGUUGAGCUACAUGAAAAUAGAAAAGAGGGCUAUCCAGCUGUUAAAACUCUCGUCACUCUGGGUAAAGAAGACUUGUCCAUUAAGAUAAGUGACCUAGGUGGUGGAGUCCCACUUCGGAAAAUAGACCGUCUUUUUAACUACAUGUAUUCAACUGCCCCUCGACCCAGCCUGGAGCCUACAAGAGCUGCUCCCUUGGCUGGAUUUGGUUACGGCUUGCCAAUUUCUCGUCUGUAUGCCAGAUAUUUUCAGGGAGAUCUAAAACUAUAUUCCAUGGAAGGAGUGGGUACUGAUGCCGUCAUUUAUCUGAAGGCCCUUUCAAGUGAAUCCUUUGAGAGACUACCAGUUUUCAACAAGUCUGCGUGGCGCCAUUACAAGACUACUCCUGAAGCUGAUGACUGGAGCAAUCCUAGCAGUGAACCGAGGGACACAUCAAAAUACAAGGCUAAACAGUAA